CGCCAGGUAAGUAUCUCUGACUUGGCGGUAAACAGAAUCAGUCAGCAGAUUGUAUUGUUGUUGAAAUAAGUCGCUACUUGAUUUGUGUACACAGCAACAUCAGUAAAAUAGUGUCAGUGUUUUCACUUCGAUGGAUAAUGAACUCGAAAAGAUUCGUUCCUACUUGUCAGCGAGGCAUUUUCAUGCGUCAAGAGAAUGGAUAGAAGGAUGCGUUAGCUACUUCAGAGAGCAGCAUGAAGGAGAAAGGUACAAUUACUCUGAAAUGCAGGAGUUUGUGACACAGCAGUGGGAGUUGGCAGACCUGAGGGAAAUAAGCCCAGGCUGUCUUCCCCCAAACCUGGCUCUGCAGAAGAAAACUGUGCUCACUGGCAAGUACAGUCUUCAGGUUGAAUCAAUGUGUGACAUUGCAAAAUCAUUUUACUCACAGCUCCAGGCAAUUCGAAAUGUGCCACUUGAAAAUGUUAAAGCGACUGAAAAGCAAAAGGAGUCAUGGGAACCAUCUGCAAAGAGGGUGCUGCAGUUGAUGCUUUGUGAUGGAGUGCAAGAAAUAAAAGCUAUUGAAUACAAGCCUGUAAGAGCACUUGACCAACAGAUUGUUCCAGGAUUCAAGAUACUCAUUAUUGGACCAGUGGAUUGUCGCAGAGGAAUUAUCAUGUUGGAAGAACGCAAUUUGCAGCUAAUUGGUGGAGAAGUUGAUUCACUGCUUGUACCAAAUGCACUAGAGAAUGUUUUGGCAAGGGCACUGAACCUUGAAGAAAAUCCAGAUCCUUACAAUUGCCAGACUGAUACUCCAGCUCAGAACAGCAUUCGAACAACAAAUGAUCAACCAGCAAAUGUUAGGCAAAGAAAUGAGGCUGCAUUCCUUGUUGAAGAUGAUGACGAUGAUAUAUUUGCUCAGGAAGUGGAUGCUCAGUUGAAGCAACUGGAAGAGCAACAGCAGAAGGUGGAACAACAUUCACAAAAUGCUAGAAAUGUAAAUGACAGGGUAGAACAGGAAGUUGAUGCAUUUGAAGAAGCUUACCAGAGAGAAAUGGAGAUGAUGGACAUGGAUGAUGAUAUAGAAGCAAUAGAACAGCAGCCAUUGUUUGCUGUAGCUAGUAAGCCUACUGUUUCAUACAAUCAAAACAAUACCUCAAAGAGAAGUAAUCAAGGCAAUAAUAGCAUGGCACUAGAAACAGAGCUUCUUGAAGAUGAUGACAUUUUCCUUAAUGUCUCAGAUGCUGACCUUGAACCAACUCCAGAGCUAAACAAAAGUAUAGAAAUUGUAGAAGAUGUAAAGACCACCACAAAUGUGGGUGGGGGUGCAGGCCCCAGCAGGGAACCUGAGGUUAUAUCUCUUUUAGAUGAUUCAAAUGUUGAUGACAGUUUCUUCAUGCAGCCUGGUCUGAGUGGUAUUACACCACGAACAUUGCCUCUUUCCUCUAAACUGCAAAAGGAAAGUGGUGGCAGGAGUCAGAAGCCGCCUGCAAAGGCAAAGCCAAUGAACUUGAAAAGUGCUAAUCAAGCAAAAAUCAGUUCCUUUUUUAAUAGAGAUUCUUCUUCAACAAAUAGACAACAUUCUGAAUCAUCCAAAGUGGAUUUUCAUGAUGCUGUCGAGAAACAUAGUAAGGAAGUGCCUAGAACAGCCCAGACUCCACUACUGCAGGAUCCUGUACAUUUAGGAAACAUUUCUGAUUUUGUUGAUGACCUGUUCAGUGAACCUACAUUUCCAGAUCACAGCCAUACAUCCACAUCUGCUGUUAGCAAUAUUGAGGAAGAGUGUCUGGUGAUUGAUAGCAAACCAUUUGUUUAUAUACAACAAAUAAAAGAUGCAAAACUAACUACACCUGCUAUAUACACUGUGAAGGGGUUUGUUUUGUCUUUGACAUCCUUUCUCAAGACAAAAUUUGAUGGUUGGUACCUAACGGCAAAGCUGUGUGAUGGAUCAGCAACAUUGGAUGUUCAGUUUUCCUCUGAUGUGCUGGAUAAUUUUAUAGGAUACAGUCUUAAUGAAGUUAAAGCAAUGAAGAAGGAUGUAGACAAAAAUCCUCUUAUUAAAGAGAGAUUGAACAAGGCUCUCCAGAAAGCACAGCAGCAGUUGAUUGAAUUAAAUGCACUUUUUACUCUUUCAUUUGACCUGGAAAGUGAUUUACCAUGUGUAACAAUGGUAACAGAUUUGAAAGAAGAGCAUCUCAAAGCGCUGAAAGCAAGAGUGCGUAUUGCGCAGUCUCUAAAACACAGUUGAUGAUGCUGACAGCAUAGAUGUUUAUCCUCUGGGCAUUUUUAUGCCUGUGUGUCUUGGAAGAUACGUCUUCUCGAAGAAAGCAGUGAAACAAGUUCUGUAGUGUCGCCAAAAAGAAGAGGGGGUAGCAGAAAUCACAAAGAGGUUCACUUUUAAACAAGAGUACGUAAGUGAAUAAAUCCAUUCAAGCAUUGUUGGAGAUGGAAGUAGUUACGCUACAUCUGAAUUUGUGGAUUUUUCAGCUGUCAUGUGUGUUCUACAUAAUCAAGCGUAUUAACUUUCAAGAGUUUUUUUGACAUAAAUAGAUUUUAUGUUAGAAAAGUGUGGAAUGAGUUAGUUGGAACUGACUCUUGAGUGUAGUGAAAGAAUAGGCUGCAUCGAGAGCACGACUCAUGGCCUGAGAGGUGCUAUAAGUGGUGUAGUGCAUCAGGAAUCAUCAUACCAACAGCCACAAUUUUAGAUUGAAACUUCUCAAAGUAACAGUUAAUUACUGUCAACAUUUAUAGUGUUUAUGGUGUCUUAUGAUCAUAUGUAAUGAAAUGAUGAUUACCUAUAUGUGGGACAGAAGAAGAGCAUGUAUAUAUAUAUCAACUUCUGUAAAAAAAAGCUAAUGGGAAAAUGCUGACAAAAACACAAAUUUGAAAAUGUA
Schistocerca gregaria is the source of this 2870-nucleotide messenger RNA. Its product is annotated as recQ-mediated genome instability protein 1-like. The transcript has 9 exons. Gene Ontology annotation, biological process: double-strand break repair via homologous recombination; resolution of meiotic recombination intermediates. Gene Ontology annotation, cellular component: nuclear body; RecQ family helicase-topoisomerase III complex. The record is from RefSeq and is a predicted model, not a curated record. NCBI's taxonomy places the organism in Eukaryota, Metazoa, Arthropoda, Insecta, Orthoptera, Acrididae. Bases 131 to 2224 code for a protein of 697 amino acids. Gene Ontology annotation, molecular function: nucleotide binding.